AUGGUGGUGGUUAUGGAGGUGGUUGUGGAGGUGGUUGUGGAUGUGGAGGUUUUGGAGGAGUCGGUGGGUGGUGGUGGUGGUGUGUGGUGGUGGAGGUGGGAGGUGGAGGUGGAGGUGGAGGUGGAGGUGGAGGAGGAGGAGGUGAUGGUUGUGGUGGUGGUGGCGGAGGAUGAGGAGGAGAAGGAUGCGGUGGUGGUGGUGGAGGUAGUGAAUAUGGUGGUGCAACUAGUGGAGUUGGAUGUGGAAGUGGAGUGUGUUUGGAUGCGGUAA
Molecule: messenger RNA, 270 nt
Organism: Prunus armeniaca (apricot)
Lineage: Eukaryota; Viridiplantae; Streptophyta; Magnoliopsida; Rosales; Rosaceae
Source: the annotation of a GenBank genome assembly